This is a messenger RNA of Auxenochlorella protothecoides, 756 nucleotides long. Its product is annotated as Conserved oligomeric Golgi complex subunit 8. Lineage: Eukaryota; Viridiplantae; Chlorophyta; Trebouxiophyceae; Chlorellales; Chlorellaceae. The record is from RefSeq and is a predicted model, not a curated record. Gene Ontology annotation, biological process: intra-Golgi vesicle-mediated transport. The transcript has 3 exons. The coding region runs from base 1 to 756 and encodes 251 amino acids. Gene Ontology annotation, cellular component: COG complex.
AUGUUGACCUGCGUGCGCAACCGCCACUACGACGAGGCCCUGGACCUGGGCGCCUUUGUGCGCAAGCUGGAGACCCUGCACGGCGGCCUGCCCCUGGUCAGGCGGCUGGCGGCCGAGGCGCGCGCCGCGUCGGCGGCCAUGCGAGGCGCACUGCUGCGCCGGCUGGAGGCGGACGUGGCGCUGCCGGAGUGCCUGCGCGCCGUCGGCUUCCUGCGCCGCCUGGCCUGCUUCGGCGAGCGCGAGCUGCGCCUCGAGUUCCUGGUCCGGCGCGAGGCCUGGGUGGCAACCUGUGCCGCGCAGGCCGAGGAGGAGGGCGGGCCGGCCUACGAGUCCCUGCGCCGCGCCACCGACGGCCUGCGCCUCCAUCUGCACGACCGCCGUGCGGAGGCCUACGUGGCGCACGUCCGGCGCCAGCUGCCGCGCCUGGCUGACGGCGGCGCGCUGGCCUCGGUCAUGGAGGCGGCCAUGUACGCGGGCGCCAGCCUGGGCCGCGCCGGGCUGGACCUGCGCCCGCUCCUGGCCCCGGCUUUCGAGGACGCGGCGCGCGGCCUCCUCCUGGCGCCGCUCCUGGCCGCCGCGCUGGCCAGGACCUUUGCCAGCACGGCGCACGCCCUGGGCCUGGACCCGGCCGCCCUGGCCCGGACGCUGCGUGAGGAGGACGAUGGUGCUGGUGGGGGUGACGGGGACGGCGGCCGUUGCGCGGCCGUCGGAGCGCAGACCGGCGGCACGGCGGGGGGGGGAGUCACCAGACGCUGA